AUGUAUUGGGGAUCUAACGGAACUAUUAUAAGGAAGCUUAAAGGAAUUAAUUUAUCUAAUUCUAACGAAGGAUUAUGGUUUGUAAUCAAUUUAUGUGAAUCGAAAACCGCUGAUAUCUAUGGUGGUGCUAUUCCAUUUCAUAUGUCCAUUCGUUUUGAUGAAAGACAGAUUGUAUUUAAUGCGUAUAUCAAUGGUGCUUGGGGUCCAGAAGAGCGUGCAGCAAAUCCGAUGAAUAAAUAUGCAUCAUUAGAUGUUAGAAUUCGCACCCAUCAUGAUCAUUUCGAGAUUUCAUGUGAUCGAAGGCAAUUAACGACUUUCAGAUAUCGCUUGCCUCUUUCGAUGAUAAAUCGUCUUUAUAUUGAUGGUGGCCUUUAUCCAUACAACCUUGAAGGAUUCAGAGGCCGCUAUUAUAGGGUAAUUUGUAAUUCGAUGAUCGACAGCAAAUGGGGCGAAGAGGAAAGAAUUGAAGCGAUGCCAUUCUUGCGAUUUGUCGAUUUUGAAUUGAAAAUCAAAAAGGAAGAACAAGCAUUUGUGGUUUGA
This is a messenger RNA of Dracunculus medinensis (Guinea worm), 540 nucleotides long. The record is from the annotation of a GenBank genome assembly. NCBI's taxonomy places the organism in Eukaryota, Metazoa, Nematoda, Chromadorea, Rhabditida, Dracunculidae.